AUGUUGAUUCUCGGAUUGUCGUCCGCCUUUAGACCAGCAGUGUGUCGCAACAGCUUUCUGUCUGCUACGUGUCCUAGGAUUGCCGCGUUCUCCACUGGUCCAAGUGUAGGUCGUGGUUUGCUGGCGAACGUCGGGCAAAAGCGCUCUUUGCUGUCUGCGCCUGCAAUACUUUCUCGCUCAGUCACCACAGAUGCUCAUGCUGUUACCGCGAAUUCUUCACAAGAGGCGUGGAAGCGGUUUGGAAUUACGGCCGCAGCUGUUGCGGGUACUAUAAUUGUUGCAGAAGCCUUUUUAAAUAGGGACACAAGAGAUGUUCUGAACCCGGUCGAACGAUCAUAUCUUCAUGAUAGCUUCAAGUACACUGCAGGGGGUCUCGCCCUGACUGCUCUUUCCGCAAGGAGCAUGUUCAAAGCUGGUCUCCCCUACAGGAUGAUGCUAGCCAAUCCAUGGGCCGUGCUUGGUGUCAGUCUGCUCGGAAGCAUUGGAACCAUGAUGGGAGUGUACUACACCCCUCCAGAGAAGUCCACACAGAAGCACCUUUUCUGGGCGGCAUUUAACGUCUGCCAAGGAGCUACCCUGAGUCCUAUCUUCUUCUUCAGUCCAGCCAUACUAGCUCGCGCUGCACUUUACACAUGUGGUGUCGUCGGUGCUCUGUCGUAUGUUGGUGCCACCGCUAAAAACGAGAAAUACCUAUAUAUGGGCGGUCCACUCCUGGCUGGAGUGACGGUUGUGGCCCUAAGUUCAAUAGCCCCUAUGGCCCUCCCACUAGGCCUACGCGGCCUUGCCGUUGCCGAAGCCCUAUCAAUCUAUGGCGGCCUGGCUGUCUUUAGCGGUUUCGUGCUUUAUGACACUCAAAAAAUCUUGCAGCACGGGCGGGCCGUGCGGAUGGGUUUAAUGGCACCAGACCCCAUAGGGGAAGGCUAUCUCCCUCGAACUGGACAUGAUUAA
This is a messenger RNA of Pisolithus orientalis, 948 nucleotides long. Its product is annotated as Bax inhibitor family protein. Gene Ontology annotation, cellular component: mitochondrial inner membrane. The transcript has 6 exons. The record is from RefSeq and is a predicted model, not a curated record. NCBI's taxonomy places the organism in Eukaryota, Fungi, Basidiomycota, Agaricomycetes, Boletales, Pisolithaceae. Bases 1 to 948 code for a protein of 315 amino acids.